CCUCUGCUGCAAGACAUGGAGGGCGUGACUGAGUACACAGAUAACGUCUCAGAGACAGUGGACAUUCCUUCUCCCUUUGAGUCGCUGGAGCCACCCAGUUCAGGGGGGUUUCUGAAGUUGUCCAAACCAUGCUGCUAUAUUUUUCCAGGAGGCAGAGGUGACUCCGCCCUGUUUGCAGUCAACGGCUUCAACAUUUUGAUUGAUGGCGGCUCAGAGCAAAAGUCUUGCUUCUGGAAACUGGUGCGACAUCUGGAUCGGAUCGAUUCUGUGAUCCUAACCCACAUUGGAGCUGAUAACCUGCCUGGAAUAAACGCACUGCUGCGAAGAAAAAUCGCAGAGCAGGAGGAAGAACACUCCCAGGGUUCAAACGGCUAUGGAGAAUGGAAGAAAAACCUGAUUUCACCUGAGCUCGGUGUGGUUUUUUUCAAUGUUCCAGAGAAACUGAAGCUAUUGGAGCCAACCCUGAAAGUUAAAAGAAGCAUUGAGGAAGCUUCUCUCACCUUGCAGUACCUCAGCAAAUUGGGAAUCAAGCCUGAACCUCUGCACAGAGUCGUCAGCAACACAAUCGAGCCGGUCUCACUUUUUCACAAGCUGGGUGUUGGAAAGUUAGACAUGUACAUUUUAAACCCGGUCAAAGACAGUAAGGAAAUGCAAUUCUUCAUGCAGAAAUGGGCAGGGAACAGUAAGGCUAAGACUGGAAUCACCUUGAGCAAUGGAAAGGAGGCAGAAAUAUCAGUUCCAUACCUCACAUCAGUUACAGCCCUAGUUGUCUGGGUGCCUGCCAGCCCAACUGAAAGGAUAGUGAGGGUACUUUUUCCUGGAAAUGCACCACAAAAUAAAAUUUUAGAGGGUCUGGAAAAGCUAAGGCAUCUUGACUUUUUGCGUUAUCCAGUUGCCACUCAAAAAGACAUAGCAGCUGGAGCACCAGUAAUUAAACAAACCAAACUUAAGCCAAGGACCGAUAGCAAGGAAAGCCUUAAAUCUUUGCCUAAAAUGCAGGUCACAACUAAAGCCAGCAAAAAGGAAACAAAUGAGGAUAUUGAGGCAAAAAGCAACCUAGUGAAAGAAAACAAAAUCGAGAAGAAAAAAAAAGUGCAGGAGAGUGUUAAAACUCCUAAACAAUUAAAAUCAAAUGCAGAGACAACUGACACAGCAAAGCAGGAGAAAAAGAAGCUGGUAAGAGAGAAAUCUCCCAAGAAACAUUUCAAGACAACCAAAAUGGAGGAAAAAAAAGAUAAGGAAAAGAAACAGAUUAAGAAAGAAAAGAAAGAAGUUAAAAAGCAAGAAUCUGCUAAAAUAAAGGAAGAAUCAAGUAAGCCUGAAUUACGGAAAAUCACCAAACCUGACCUAAAACCCUUCACGCCAGAGGUUAAAAAGACACUUAGCAAAGUAAAGGUUCAAUCAAAACCCAAGGCAGAAAAAACUAAAGCAAUUAAAGAGCAGGAGAACAGGCCUGCUGCACAACAAGUAUCAAAAGAGAAAGAGGAGAAUGACAGAUCCCUUGUCUCAUCCCCAGAGGAUCUUACCAAAGAUUUCGAAGCAUUGAGAGAAGAAGAACUCAGUAAUGCCCAAGAGAACAAAGUGCUCCUGAAUCCUGAAUCAGCUCUUCCUGAUACAAAACUCCCACACACUGAAUCUCCAGACGAAGGAAUAACCACCACUGAUGCUGAGACUGAAUCUCCACAUGAGGAAAAGCAUCUGUAUGAAGAAAUGAUAAAUGAAUCACUUACAAAGACAAAGGACAAGUUUGAGGAUGAGGGUGCAGCUACAGAAGAGGACUAUGAAGAAGAAUACAAGAUAGACACCAAAGCGGCCCCAAUUUCAGAAGUCAUGGAAAAGGCAGACGAUGAAAAGAGGCAGGACUUGAUGCAAAAAGAACAGGAUUUAGAAAAGAAACACAAAAAGAGUGACAGCGAGGAGGAGGAGGACGUUAUAGAAAAAGCUGAGCUGGAAGAAGCAGAGGACGUACUUCAUGUGGAGGAGCUCAAAUACAAACCUGAGGAGGCCAAAACAGAAAAACUUGGCAAGGACUGGGAAGCCAAGCGAACUGACACUAAACCUGCCGGUGCCAAUGAGAACAUCUCUUUCAUCCAAGAUGAAACCAUUCCUGUAUAUUCAGAAACUGAACAGACCCUUUCAGAUGAAGAGAUCCAUGAAGACACAGAGGACAAGAUCUCUCAUCUUUGCUAUGAUGAUGUUUCCGUCCCUGAUCAGCCUGUCCAUGGCAUAAAAGAGAUAAACCCCCCAACCAUAUCUGUUGCAUCUGAUUUAACAGCAAAGAUAAGUAAUGUGGGUCAAGAGCCAGCUUUAUCAACAUAUGCCAGUAAUAUCUUUGCAGCACCACUGGCAGAGGAGGAACACGUAUCCUCAGCCACUUCCAUUACUGAGUAUGAUAAAUUAUCCUCUUUUGCAACUUCUGUUACUGAAGACCAGUCGAUUGCAUCUGUGACAGCACCACCCACUGAGGAACUAGGAAAAAGCUCCUUGCUUCUGGACAAUGUAAAUGGUAUUCCAUUAUCCAACCGAACAGAAGGAAAGGAGUACUUGCACUCAGCGGGUACAAUCUCUCCAACAUCAUCUUUAGAAGAAGACAAAUGCUUUAAGUCACCACCAUCAGAAGAGUACCAACCCAUUGUUCCAGAGAUGGAAACUGCUGCAAAGCCAGCCACUCUCCCACAUGAUGAUGAUGACGACGACGAGGAAGAGGAUGAAGACCAGACUCCCAAUGUUGACAUGCCUCUUGGAAAACUCCAUGAAGCCUAUGCAUUUGCCACAGUGCAAGAACAAACACAAGAUCCUAAUAAAUGCUCCUCAGUUGUCCCUGCUUCUUCACCUGGAAUACAUACUGCCCCACAGGAAAAGGAUGAAAAAGUGGCUUCUCCUCUUCAAGAUGAGCUCAAAGCAGACCUCGCUGGGAAACAUCUACCCUCUGCACCCUGUUUCGUCGGCACACCAGAGGGAUAUCCAGCUUUAGAACUGGAAGAGAGGUGUAUAAGUGAAGAUGAUAGCACCGUAAGAAUGGCUUCACCUACACAGUCAUGCCCUACUAGUGUUGGUUAUUCCCCUACUGAAGAAAAGGCACCAAAGUCUUUAUUUAUGGAGAAGGAUGAGAAAACAGACAAGGAAAUACAUGGUGUUCAAAUGUCAACAAAGGGUAAAACAGAUGUAUCAAGUGACGAUACCAAAAAGACAAGCUCAGUAAAAAUAAUGGAGAAUGAAUGUGAUCCAUUUGAAGUGGGUUUCUCAAGCACAAAGGCGACAUUUGAUGAUUCAGGUGAAGAAGAAGAAGUAGAAGAUGACGAGGAAGAUGAGGAAGAAGAAGAGGAAGAAGUGCAAGAACAACAAAAAGAAUAUUUGUAUAGCAAGGAUGAGUUUAAGACCUGUAGUAAGACCAAAUACAAAGAAGAGCGAGAGUGUACCUUUCUUGAUGAAGAUGACACCUAUGAGCCACAGUCAGGACAACCAGAUUUAAUUUUCAGAAAAGAGAAAGAGGACUCGAAUAAAAAAGAUACCAUCCAAUCGGAUAAAGAAAACAAAUUCCAGAUACCCAGCUCUGAAGAGGAAACAGAAAAAGAAGAUACAGACUGCACUUACUCAAGCGUAAAAGAGGCUCAGGACAAGUUAGAUUCAGUGUCGGCUGGUCAAAGCAGAAAAGAUAUGUCAUUCCCAGACAGAGAUGACUUAACCGUGUCCCCCAAGAAUGGCGACAAAAGCGUACACUUUAACUUGUACUCUUUCCCUAAGAGUGAAAAGGAUCUGAAGGAAGAUAAUGUACGAGAACUAAGACAAGAUACACCUUACGUAGGGAAGAGUUUUACCUAUUCUGAUGUGUAUGAUAGUAAAUCAAGUUCGGUGGAGUCAUAUUCUCCAAACCUACCAAAAGACUUUGGUAAAUUUGAUAAAUUUGAUAGUGAUGGCAUUCUGAAGGAAACUGAGAAAAAAGACUCAGCAUACAGCUUUACAGAGGCUUCAAAUGUAUCGGAUUUUAAGCAAUCUCAUCUAAAGGAGAUCUCCUCAACAUGCAGUGAAACAAAAGCAACAAGCGAGGCAGCAUACCACAUAAACAUUACAGAAAAAACUAAACCAGAAGCUGUGUGUUCUUUCUCACCUGAAAGAGACCCAUUUUCUGUUACAUUCGAUAAGUUUACAGUUGAUGAAAAGUCAGGAAUCAGUGCUACACCGACAAAUGAUGAUCUAUACGAUGCUGGCUAUUCUGCAAAAAGUCCAAGUUCUUUGCCAGCUCAGUCUUUCAAAGAUGUGAUCAAAUCAACUGCUGAAGACAAGAUGUUAGCACGUGGGGAGGAGGACGAGGAAGAAGAGGAAGAAGAAGAUGAAGAUACUGAUAGCGAUGAUAGAGAUGUUUAUGAAAGAUAUGUCAGCGGCAGUGCCAUAGAGAAGGAUGCCAAAGACAGUUUUAAGAAAGAAUUAAGCCCAACAUGUGGUGCCAUCAGCAAAGUGCCUUCUGAAUUAGAGAAAGAAAGAAAGGACUCAUUACAAGGACAAAACCUAUAUCCUGUCAAAUCUGACAAACCUACAACACCAACUUUAUUUGAUCACAGUACAAGCUCCAGCAAUGCAGAGGAACCAUUUCAGGUCUCAUCACUUCUCUCUGGAAGUCACAUGGCAGAAUAUUCCUCUGAAUAUGCAUCUUCCUAUGAUAAGGAGAACAAACCUGUUCCACUGAGUCAGUUUACUGAAAAAGAUGAUAGUGACAUUCAUUCUUCCUUCUCCAAAAAAUCAAGUGAGGACAAACAUCACAGUGACAAAGAUAAUGAGUCAGAAAAGCAAAAAACACCAGACAUCUUAGCAAAAAAACCCGAAGACACUGUUUCACCAGGUUUUAAUUAUGCAACUUCAUCAGCUCUUGCAUAUUCCUCUUCUUCCUCCUCUGCAUCUGCCUCCCUCUCUACCAGCCGCCAGUUUGGAGAAGAACUAGAGAUGCCUGCCAGUGUGGGUUACGAGUAUUCACCCUUUAAAGAUGAGCACUCUCCUGUUAUGGAUUCUCCAUUCUCCAGUUCUGGUGGGCUGGUCAAAGAUGAGUACUUAGAGGUGUCAGAGAAGCUGACUCCUGCCACCACCACAGCAGAGUCUACGUCUAGCUUAGCAAGGUUUUUACCACUGUCACCUUUUGAGGAGAUCAAACCGUUCCCUUCUCACUCAGUAACCCCAGAUGAGAAAAUAGAAGAACUUUUUGCAAGUGGUGCCUUGGACAAAGGCUUCCAGGGUGCCUGCUUUUACAAGCCAGAGUGGGAGAAGGAGACAGGACUGCAGGGUGAAUAUGCUGCUACUGGGCCUUACAAUCUUCCAUCCCAGUCUGCUGAGAAAGACUCAAUAAAGAAAGAUCUGUUUGUUUCUUCGUUGUCACCUCGUGCUGACCUGGCUGCAAAACAAUAUUAUGAAGAAACAGAAAGUAGUGAGGAGGAGGAGGAGGAGGGUUACAUGUUUGAAAAGUCAUUUCCAACGCAGUCAGACAAAAGAGAUCCAUUUUCUUUUACUGAUAAAGUAGAUGCCCUUCCAAAUGUCCUCACGUAUACUUCUUCAAUGCCACAUAUAACAAAACCAGACACUUUAAAUGGCCCUGCAGAGAUCAGCAUGGCAGCGUCUGAGGCUUUUGGUGGAGACACCAAGGUAACAUCAAGCCUAUCAAAAUCUGAAAUGGGAAGUGAGCAGUUUGAAUCCUGCAAAGUUAGGAAUCCAUUUGAAUGGGAGAUGCAGAAGCAAAGAGGCAUCUACCCAGGGGAUUCACCGCCUCACUAUCGUCAUGAGGAUGAGUAUGAGGAAGAGGAGGAAACAGAGCCUGAGCACCCACCCCGUCCUCUUUCUCUAACAUCUGCAGAUCAGUCCUUCCCAUCUUCCUACUACAGAGAAGAGUCAAGCAAGCUUGAUCACUCAGAUUAUCCUCCAGAUACAUAUAUGGGUGCCCACUCUUCUUCGCCUUCUGCAGGUUACUCAUCCUCUGAGUACAAACACAGAAAGGGAGACACUUCUCCAUCAUUCAUCAACCCAAGCCUACGACAGCUUUCCAGUGAUGAGGAAGAUGAAGAACAAAGAAGCCAGGACGUAGAUCAGCAGCAGCCAUCGUGUAAAAUAAGAUCCCUUUACCAGCCUCAGCAUGGUUCUCAUCGGGAGGACAGUGAAUCACAGCACCACUCUCGAGUGAUGGCCACAGGCAUCGGGCUAGCUGGAGAGGACACACCCCCAACAUCUGUCAGCGAAUCCCUGCCUUCGCAGACCGAUUCUGAUGUUCCACCAGGAACUGAGGAGUGUCCGUCUAUCACAGCAGAAGGGAAUGCUGAAUCUGAUGAGGAUGCAGAUUAUCUGCCUGUGGAUAAAUCAUCUGGUGUCUACGGAGGAAAACACGCAUCCAGGUCAGAGAAGACUCAUGACCCAUUUCCUACACCUAUGAUGGAUCCAGCCCCUUACCCACCUCAUCCUGAUGUGUGCAUGGUAGACCCAGAGGCUCUUUCCAGUCUUACUGACAAACCUUUAAAAAGAGAUCCAAAAACCAAAGCUCUGCGUAAAUCAAGUAAGUCAAGGUCACCUGCCAGGAAACCAGGUGCUAUUCGCAAAAGGUCCCCAUCGAAAGACCCCUCUCCUCGUACCACAUCUCUAAAGAAAAAGGACUUAGAUGAUGAUCUGUCCAGGUCAAGUCACAACACUGGCAAGGGACUUGUCAAUGGGAUUAAAAGUAUAUCAGGUACAAACUCCGCAAAAUCCAGUUCUGCUAUUCCCCCCAGUCAACCGAUCUAUGUGGACCUGGCCUACAUUCCCAACCACUGCAGUGCUAAAAAUGUCGACCAGGAGUUCUUUAAACGUGUGCGCUCUGCCUACUACGUAGUGAGUGGAAAUGACUCUAGCAAUGGCGAGCCUAGCCGUGUGGUCCUGGAUGCAUUGCUGGAGGGAAAAGCACAAUGGGGAUCUAAUCUUCAGGUGACGUUGAUUCCUACUCAUGACACAGAGGUCAUGAGGGAGUGGUACCAACAGACCCACGAGAAGCAGCAGGAGCUGAACAUCAUGGUUUUGGCCAGCAGCAGCACAGUUGUCAUGCAGGAUGAGUCUUUCCCUGCCUGCAAGAUUGAGUUUUAGUCUGGCAUGGUUCCCAAUGCACACCAGGUUUACUCCAAAACAGUCCCUUACAGCCUUAAAUGUCAUUUAUUCAGUCUAACAAGCUCCAGGCACGUUGAUAGCUCUUGGUCCAGUCAAAAUACCUAAUAGUCUGAUCCUGGCUGUAACAACAUUCCGUGUUAUACAU
Messenger RNA from Trichomycterus rosablanca, 7252 nucleotides. RefSeq names its product microtubule-associated protein 1Aa (gene map1aa). Lineage: Eukaryota; Metazoa; Chordata; Actinopteri; Siluriformes; Trichomycteridae. The transcript has 3 exons. Gene Ontology annotation, cellular component: microtubule; neuronal cell body; cytosol. The record is from RefSeq and is a predicted model, not a curated record. The coding region runs from base 16 to 7086 and encodes 2356 amino acids. Gene Ontology annotation, molecular function: actin binding; microtubule binding. Gene Ontology annotation, biological process: axonogenesis; regulation of microtubule depolymerization; dendrite development.